AUGGCGCAAUUGACCGUGACAGAUUUAAAGGAAUUACCAAGCUUAUACAACUCGCCUAGAGAUGUAGGUGACGUGCUCAUAGGCGAGGAUGCCGCGCGCCUUCUGAUUGAAUCAAGCUCAUCUGGCAACGGCACGGCCCUAAAGAGCUUGCUAUCGCAACCACAUUGGAUCAAGAUAAUGCUCGAAAAACCUCACACUAUCUAUUAUGUGGCUCGUCCAAGUCAAGGUCCGAACGAUUCGCGAGAGGUCUCGGCAAUGCGAAUGUCAAACCUUGCACGGGCUCUGACAGCAGCGGCCGGGAAUGGCCAAGCUGAUGUUGUGUCCACAUUACUCACCUUUGCGACACAGCAAGGCCUGAACGCUUCUGAUCUCAUAACGAGAUGGACAAUCAACAAGACCAUCAACGGUGGGCACGCUGCUGUGUUCAAGGCACUAGCAUCUGCAGAUCCGAACGUCAUCAACUUCCCGCAUCUCGGCGACGGUAGGCGGCCACUUUACGAGGCCGUGAAACGAAGGCAACCCGAUGUGGUCGCUGUGCUGCUCGAGCUUGGGGCGGAUCCAUUCCAUCCUCUUGGGCCAUCCAGGACACUUGCGAGCUACAACUCGUCUCUGUUGUCUCUCGCCGCGAUGGCUAGAGGUCCGCGCAUGACUAAGAUGUUGUUGGAACACGGUCUCCCCAUCGCUCAUACUGGUGCGAUACAUACCGCUGCGCGUCACGGUCAUCUCGAUACUAUGCGCCUCCUAAUAGAGCAUGGCGCGGACCUGAAUGAGACCCUUUCAAAUUGGAAGAAUUGGACGCCGAUGCAUUUCGCCGCCACCAAGGGCAGAGUUGAUGUCAUGGAGUUGCUCGAGCACAGUGGGGCACGCUGUGAUUUGAAGGAUGUGAAUGGGAAGACACCUGCGCAAGUACUGGAGGAGCGCGACACCACCAUUUUGUUCUAUUCGUAA
This is a messenger RNA of Diaporthe amygdali, 948 nucleotides long. Its product is annotated as Ankyrin-1. The transcript has a single exon. Bases 1 to 948 code for a protein of 315 amino acids. Gene Ontology annotation, molecular function: protein binding. The record is from RefSeq and is a predicted model, not a curated record. Lineage: Eukaryota; Fungi; Ascomycota; Sordariomycetes; Diaporthales; Diaporthaceae.